Molecule: messenger RNA, 2468 nt
Organism: Anopheles stephensi (Asian malaria mosquito)
Lineage: Eukaryota; Metazoa; Arthropoda; Insecta; Diptera; Culicidae
Gene: nesd
Product: protein nessun dorma
Exons: 2
Coding region: 104-2224 (706 amino acids)
Biological process (GO): spermatogenesis; male meiosis cytokinesis
Source: RefSeq, a predicted model, not a curated record
AUAAUCGCUAGUUCACCGCUCAAUAUGACAGCAUCAAAGAUUUGUCCGGUUGUUUGAAUCCGGUAACGAAUUUCACGCCCACCUCGAACGCAUCACAGCAAAGAUGGAAGUGUACGAAUUCAAGAAAAAUUUCCUAACCCGUCUGCUGGAAACGACCAACGUCCUUAACGGCGGUGGCACCAACAUUCCCGCAUCCGCAAUCCGUUCCGAGUGGAUCAAUUUCGUGGAGGUAGCCGUCGAACCGACGGGCUGGCAGGCGCUCUGGAAGGCAUCGCGCCCGGUCUGUGAGCAGUUGGCUGUAAAGUAUCCGCUCGUUGUGCUCGGGACGGUCGAUCAGGUGUUGUUCGACGAGCUGAAAGCAAUCUUUAUCAUCGAAGCGAUCCAGGACGAUGAUGUGCAUUUGCCAGAGGAACAGAUUACGGUGGAUUUGGAGGAGCUGUGGCCGCUGCGCGAACAGAACAACCCCGCGCUGAACGUGAACAUUACGGCUGAUUGUAUUGAUAAGUUGCGGUUUUUCUACCAGCACUUGUGGAUGCCGUGGGAUAACGAUGCUGAGGAUGAGCAUCAUAGCUGGAUCGAUAAGCAUCUGGAGUCACGGAUUCGGUUUUGUCACGAUCUGAAGAACAAGACGAUGUCACGGCAGCUUUCAUCGCAUGCGUUGGCGCUGCUCGCUGAAGCCCGCUACAUCCAGCGAAAGCGAGACUUUAUUGAGCAGGAGUUGAGUGAGGAGGAGCAGGAACUGGAAACUGAAGAAGAAGAUAACGAGACGUCAAUUCUGAAGGACAACCGAUCGAGUGAGCUUCUGCAGCUUAAUUUACGCUUAAACACGAUCAAAAAUGAAAUCACCAUCCUGGAGAAUCCGGUUAUGCGUGGCGUCUUUGAGAAGGUGCGGUUCGGUGGCGGAGUUGGAAAGAGCAAGGGAGCGGUGGCUCCGAUGGCGUACAUUGUCACACGGGCUGUGCCCAUGGAUGAGCAGCUCACCUAUCUCCAGAGCGCAAAAGAGCUGAUGGAUGCGAAGAUUUCGGUGAAGAUGUGUGACUCUCUGCAGCACGCCCUCGAUCAUUGCAGUCCGGAUAGUGCGAUCUAUCUGCCGCCCGGCACACGACAGGACAUUAAGUUUCUCGAGUACCUCAACAGUGGAGGAUCGUUCCGGGGCGUAAGCAGUGUGUCGUUUGUGGAGGAAUACGACCUGGCUACUAGGAUGAAUCCGGCGAUCGUUUCCAAAAACGAUGACAGCGUGCUGCUGACGAUCGAUGGUGAUUUUACGCUGGAAAACAUCCGGCUCGACUGUGCGAACGUGCGCACCGGUGUGGUCAUCAAGCAGGGAAACAUCAUAUUCCGCAACUGUUGCUUUACGGGCGAUCCGAGCUCGAGCACCAAGCAGGGCAUCGUGAUCUUUGGCAACUGUACGAUCACGUUCGAUCGGUGUGUGAUCAAAGAGUUUUCUACCGGCAUCUACAGCAAUCACGAUUGCACGAUUAACCUGCUACACACCACCAUUAGCCACUGCAUGACGGGGCUGGAAACGCUCGAUCAGUGCGAAAUUUUGUUCCGUUCUGCCAGCAUUAAGCACUGCACACAGUAUGGAGUGCUGUUGGAAGAUUUUAACGAGGACGCCGAAAACAAUCCGCAAGGAUCGGGUACGGUCCUCGCCGAUGGCAGUCGAUCGCAGGUGUUCGAAGACUUCAACAUGAUCGAGCGGGAAGAAUUUACGUUCGAGGGAAGCUGUGAGUUUGGUGAGAACGCGAAGGGCAACUUCGUUAUCCGUAAAGGCUUCAGCGAGCGGUUCAACAGUUCCUGCUUCGUCGAUGAGGACGAGACCCAGCACGAUGUGGAGGAUGGUUUCGAGAAUUCCUCGAUCUGUGACGUUACGAAUGUAAGUUUUUCUGUUAAUCACCUUGAAGCUUCUAAACUUUCCUCAACCAAGCACAUACGGCCGUCGGCGGAGAUUACGGAUUGGUCGGCGGACACAAGUGAGAAGGAGGAGGAGGAGGAUUAUCGCACCGCCAGCGAUACGGGUGUGUCGGGUUCUAUGAGUCGGUCAGAAGCAGAAGAAGAAGAAGAGCUAAGUGGGUUUGGUGAAGAAAACAGUACAAAGGAAGAAGUUAAACAUUCGUUGCGGGAAGUGCAUAAGCCAGAAGAGUCGUGCGAAAGUGAGCCCGGGCUGGAUGAUCGCGAUGAUCAAAUUAUAGAGAUUGAUGAUACAGUUAUUGAAAUCGAUUGAUGGCUGAACUGCAGGCCCCCAAGUUGAUAUGGACAUUCAGCCGAUGGAAGAUUGAUCAGUUACGCAGCCGGAUUGCAAUUGAAUCGAUUCACGUACGCAACCACAUCAUCUUGAAGCUGUCAAAACAAGCACACAGAGAGAGCUGUCAAACAUCUACAGACGCAAUCGCAUCAUUGUAAAGGCUUUGUUUUUACUUUUUAUCAAGUUAUAAAUAAAACGAUAUUUUAUACUGCACAACAACUAA